ACCAUUUGUGAUAGUUUCUAGUCUAGGGAUCCACCGGAAUGAAGUCCUGGGUUGCAAUUUUAUUCCUCGCGGCUUUGGCCUGCGCAGACGACACGUUCGAUGGCAACACUGCGUAUGGUUAUCUGCAGAAAUAUGGUAUCCCAGCGGCUGAAAGUAGACGUAAAGCUGAGGAGACAGCUGAAGUCCAAUCAAGGAUUGUAGGAGGUGUCCCAGCUGCCCUCGGACAAUAUGAAUACCAGGCGGGACUUAUUAUUGACAUCAUUGGACUCACGGCCAGGGGUGUAUGUGGUGGCUCGCUUCUCAGCCCUAACAGAGUAGUAACCGCUGCUCACUGCUGGUGGGACGGUAUAAACCAGGGAUGGCGGAUUACUGUAGUCCUUGGCUCCGUCACUCUUUUCACUGGCGGUACCAGACUGGAGACCAGCGUUAUUGCUAUGCACCCUAACUGGAUCCCAAGGCUGGCCCGCAACGACAUUGCUAUGAUCUAUCUACCUUCUUCUGUUAGCUUCUCAAACACCAUCGGCCCCGUUGCCCUGCCUUCUGGACCUGAGCUUAAUGAAGACUUUGUGGGUUCAUCUGCUAUCGCUUCUGGAUUUGGACUGACUUCCGACAAUGGUAACAUUUUACCGUCUCAGUUUUUGAGCCACGUGAGCUUGAAUGUAAUCACCAACGGCAUUUGCUCUACUGCCUUCCCCUUGAUCAUUCAACCUUCCAACAUCUGCACCAGUGGUAUUGGUGGUGUCGGUACUUGCGGUGGUGACUCUGGUGGUCCUCUUGUUGUCACAAGGAACAACAGACGUAUCUUGAUCGGUGUGACAUCAUUCGGUUCAGCCUUUGGAUGCCAAAUGAACUUGCCAUCGUCUUACGCCCGUGUGACUUCUUUCAUGCCUUUCAUCGAACAGCACCUGACGGGCAACAUGAAACUGGCAGUGUUAGCUCUAUUGGCUUUAGCUGCCGUCGCCACCGGCAGAAGCAUUGACUACGAGGAUGGUCUUGAAGACGUCACCGCUUUUGGAUACCUUGAAAAAUACGGAAUUCCUCGUGCGAACGAAAUUCGUGAAGCCGAAGAAGCCGAAUUAGCUGGUGGCUCCAGAAUCGUUGGAGGAUCUGCAGCUAGCCUUGGACAAUUCCCAUACCAGGCCGGUAUUGUUAUCCACCUACCUAGAGGACAAGCUAUUUGCGGAGGUUCCCUCCUCACCAACCGUAGAGUCCUGACCGCCGCUCACUGCUGGUGGGAUGGCGAGAACCAGGCCCAGAGCUUUACUGUCGUUCUUGGAUCUAUCCGAGUUUUCUCCGGUGGAGUGAGAAUAAACACAAGGGAUAUUGUCAUGCACGGAAGUUGGCAGCCGCGUAUUGUCAGAAACGAUGUCGCUAUGAUUCGACUCCCACAGAACGUUGGACUUAACAACAACAUUCAAACCAUUGCCCUGCCUUCUGGUGGUCAACUGAACGAGAACUUCGCUGGCCAGAGAGCCAUAGCUUCUGGUUUUGGUCGUACUAGAGACGGUCAGUCUAUCUCCACCAGCCAGGCUCUCCACCACGUUACCCUUGAUGUGAUCGCUAACAACGUGUGCUCGCGCACCCAGGGCAUUGGUCCCUUCGUGCACUCCACUAACGUCUGCACCAGCGGCGCCGGUGGCCGCAGCACCUGCCAGGGAGACUCUGGUGGUCCCCUUGUCGUCACCAGAAACAACAGGCCGCUAUUGAUCGGCGCGACAUCCUUCGGUCACCGUGAUGGUUGCCAGGUAGGCUUCCCCGCUGUCUACGCCAGGAUCACCUCUUUCAAUGACUGGAUCAGAAGAAAUAUGUAAAUCUGAAAGAAAAAGUAUGACACGAAGUUUAUAACCAGAAACAAAAAUUUAUUAAAUAUUUAUUCUGAAAAUCUUA
Manduca sexta (tobacco hornworm) is the source of this 1887-nucleotide messenger RNA. Its product is annotated as serine protease nudel-like. Bases 39 to 1811 code for a protein of 590 amino acids. The record is from RefSeq and is a predicted model, not a curated record. NCBI's taxonomy places the organism in Eukaryota, Metazoa, Arthropoda, Insecta, Lepidoptera, Sphingidae. The transcript is spliced from 10 exons. Gene Ontology annotation, molecular function: serine-type endopeptidase activity. Gene Ontology annotation, biological process: proteolysis.